AUGUCUGCUAAACCUACUCUCGUCUUCGUUCACGGCGCGUGGCACCGCCCAGAGACCUGGGACAAGGUCAACGCCGAGGUCGCCGCCAAGGGCUACAAGGGCAUCGCCGUCACCCUCCCGUCCACUCUCGGCGACCGCACCACGACCUUUGGCGACGACGUCCGCGCCGCGCAGGAUGUGAUCCGGCAAGAAACCGACGCCGGGCGCCACGUCGUCCUCGUCGUGCACUCGUACGGCGGGCAGGUCGGCAACAGCGCCGUCCAGGGCUUCUCGCGCCAUUCGCCUGGCCGCGAUGCGACCGCGCCCGCCCACGUCAUUGGACUCGUCAUGAUCGCAACCGGCUUCACCGUGACGGGCGUGGCAUUCCUCGAGGCCAUGGGCGGCACCCCGCCCCCCUCGUGGCGGCUCAACGACGGGACGGGCUUCGCGGAGAUCGUCGCGGAGCCGCGCGACAUGCUCUACCACGACCUGCCGGAGGAGGAGGGCCGGGCGUGGGUGGCGAGGAUGACCAAGCAGGCGCAGCUGCCGCUGACGGGCGGCGGCGAGCACGCGUACGCGGGGUGGCGGGAGGUGCCGACGUGGUACCUAAAGACGGUGGAGGACCACGCGCUGCCGGUGCAGCUGCGGGUGGCGCGCGAGGAGGGCGCGGACGUGACGGACAGAGGGCUGCCGACGAGUCACUCGCCGAUGCUGAGCCGGCCGAGGGAGGUGGGCGAGUUCAUCGACGAGGCUGCACAGUACUUUGUGAGCAAGCAGUAG
This is a messenger RNA of Cordyceps fumosorosea ARSEF 2679, 759 nucleotides long. RefSeq lists its product as hypothetical. The record is from RefSeq and is a predicted model, not a curated record. The transcript has a single exon. Bases 1 to 759 code for a protein of 252 amino acids. Lineage: Eukaryota; Fungi; Ascomycota; Sordariomycetes; Hypocreales; Cordycipitaceae.